This is a messenger RNA of Pezoporus flaviventris, 1304 nucleotides long. RefSeq names its product FMR1 neighbor (gene FMR1NB). The transcript has 7 exons. NCBI's taxonomy places the organism in Eukaryota, Metazoa, Chordata, Aves, Psittaciformes, Psittacidae. The record is from RefSeq and is a predicted model, not a curated record. The coding region runs from base 23 to 538 and encodes 171 amino acids.
CAGAGACAACAGCAAAAGUAUAAUGCUGCUAAUUUGCACCGGUUUAGCGUGGAACUAUAUGGUACUGAUACUGCUUUAUAACAUCAAUUCAAGCUUUGCACCACCACCUCAGCAUGCGUUAGAAAAGAGUGAAGUGGCACCCCAUGUACUUACGAAACUGAAAGAUGCAUUUGAGCCUUUCUUAAGAUUCUUCAGGCCAGUGACAUGCCGUCACAGAGAAGGACAAACCUUAAUUCCUUGUCCUGUAGGAGCUGGCCUUAACACAACCAAAUGCUUGGAAAAUAACUGUUGUCCUUUCCAAACCAGCUAUGAACCAAUUUGUUAUAUGCCAUUCAAAGACAAUAUGCAACUGACAUUUCGACUGAUUGCGCUUGUGGCAGGAGGAUUUAUAAUUAUGGGGUGUCUACCACUCUGUUGCUGUGCCAUUUUGCAGAAAUGCCAAUGUCUCAAUCAUUUACGAUGGGCAAACAGCAGAGUAGUGAAAUUUGUGAAGGGAAGAGCACAUACUGAAGAGCUUCGUGGCCUUCUACAAGAUUGACUUAAGAAAUAAGGACCAUAAGAACAGCAACAAAAACAAAAAGGAACAUCCAGCUGAUCUUGAAGAUCUCAAGCAGGACAACAGGAUUACUUGAGUAUGUCGUAAGAAAGAUGUUUUGGCUUAGUAUCAAAGUAAUACAAUGUUGUCAACCCUUGAUAACACUAUUGAUUUUGCAAGAGAAGGUCUUAAUUUUUAAUUCUUGUAUGUUUAUUCUUUAUCUCCUGUACAAAAAAAGCUAAUAACACUGAAAAGCAAAACUGCUCGUGAAAGUCUUGAAUAAUAAAGCCUAUUUUGUCUAAUUGAUACAACAUCACAGUGGAGGGAGAUAAAAAUACCAGUUAAUUGCCUGUUUCCAUUUAGUGGUCAGUCUUAGAAUAGUAUCUGGAUUAAGAGGAGAAUGUUGUCAUUCAUUAAAUUGGUAGCAAGUGGCAAUCUUACUGUUUCACUCAUCUGUAUUGGAUGGCACCAUAGCACAGUAGUGCUGCUCUUGCUGAGGAGAAUGGCUAAUUCGCUACCAGGCUGCAGAGGACUUGGGAAUCCCAUUGUUGGGCAGUUGCUUUAAAGGUACAUCUGGCAAAAAUACAAAGUACUCAAGGAAACCGUUAGUGUUUUCUCUGGCACUGUUUCUCUACAUGGUAUAUCACUGCACCUCAAGACUUUGUGAGCUUUGAAUGGCCUGCCUCCCAAGGUAGGUGAUUUCCAAAUGCAAUUUCUCUCAGUUUCCCUGUAGUGUAACAAAAAUAACAGAAACAAACAUGUAACAGUU